Eutrema salsugineum is the source of this 1524-nucleotide messenger RNA. RefSeq lists its product as uncharacterized. The transcript has 3 exons. Gene Ontology annotation, molecular function: nucleic acid binding. The coding region runs from base 1 to 1524 and encodes 507 amino acids. Gene Ontology annotation, biological process: DNA integration. Lineage: Eukaryota; Viridiplantae; Streptophyta; Magnoliopsida; Brassicales; Brassicaceae. The record is from RefSeq and is a predicted model, not a curated record.
AUGCAAGGUUACUGCGAUGGGUUUUACUUCUUCAGGAGUUCGAUAUUGACGUCAGAGACAAGAAGGGUGUUGAGAAUGGUGUUGCAGACCAUCUCUCAUGCAUGGGUUGAAGAGGCCAUACCCAUAGAUGAUUUUCUGCCAGAGGAGAAUGUAUACUAUGUGGAAACUGGGUUUCAGAGCAGAUUUGACGAAGAAUUGCAGGCCUUUCGAAUUGGAGAAACGUUAGUGUCGAGCGACACCACCACUAGUGUCGCGCAACACCUUGCGCAGCAAAACACAGAGAUUUCUAAAAUUCGAAGCAGACUUCCUGAGAUCAGUUCAGCUGCUGUAUCAGCCACCCAACAUACUUGGUAUGCUGAUAUUGCCAAUUAUCUUGCUGCAGAGGCUGAGCCUGAGAACUUUAAGGGCUACGCGAAGAAGAAGUUCCUGAUAGAGCUGAAGAGAUAUCACUGGGAUGAGCCAUAUUUGUACAAGCACUGUUCUGAUGGGAUUUACAGAAGAUGCAUUGCAGAGUCAGAAGUUCCAGAGGUGCUGUUUCAUUGUCAUGGAUCUGAAUACAUUGGACACUUUGCAACCUUCAAAACAGUGUCUAAGUGUGAUGCUUCUCAGAGGAGAGGGAAGAUCAGCAAGCGACAUGAGAUGCCACAGAAUUUCAUCCUUGAGGUUGAAGUAUUCAAUUGCUGGGGUAUCGAUUUCAUGGGUUCUUUUCGCUUUUCUUAUGGGAAUAAGUACAUCCUGGUUGCUGUUGAUUAUGUUUCUAAGUGGGUCGAAGCCAUUGCCAGUCCCACCAACAAUUCUUCAGUGGUUCUUAAGAUGUUCAAGAUCAUCAUCUUCCCUCGAUUUGGAGUACCUCGAAUUGUUAUAAGUGAUGGUGGUUCUCACUUUAUUAACAAGGUUUUCGAAAAACUCUUGAGGAAACAUGGAGUUCAUCAUCGAGUUGCAACUCUUUAUCACCCUCAGACGAGUGGACAGGUUGAAGUCUCGAAUCGACAGAUUAAGGAGAUCUUGGAGAAGACAGUGGGUAAAACUCGGAAGGACUGGGCUGCGAAGUUGGACGAUGCACUCGGAGCAUACAGGACAUCUUUCAAAACGCCUCUAGGCACCACGCCUUUCCACCUGCUCUAUGGAAAACCCUGUCACCUUCCAGUGGAGAUCGAACACAAGGCAGCUUGGGCGAUAAAGAUGAUGAAUUUCGAUAUCAAGCCUGCUGCAGAAAGGAGACUGAUACAGCUAAAUGAGUUGGACGAAAUCAGGCAUCAUGCCUAUGAGAACUCGAAGCUGUACAAGGAGAGGACCAAGGCGUAUCACGAUUCGAAAAUCCUCUCCAGGCAAUUCCAACCGAAUGACCAGGUCCUUUUAUAUUCAAGGAGGUUCGACCCUAUGGUGCCAUCGUCCUCCUCACACCAGAUGGACGAUGGCAGUAGGGAGUUCACAGUGAAUGGACAAAGGGUGAAAAACUAUUGGGCCAAAGCUGCGAUUCCAGAUGGACACAUUGUUCCUCUGGAUGGUGCACCUCCUGCCUAA